AAGGGAUAUCCAGCCUGGACAAAAUGGAGAGGUCUUGUUUUCUGUUGCCACUGAUCAGACUUCUAGCAACAAAACUACUUUACCUGGUCGCUGGGGCGAUGAAACUGCCAGCAAACCGGAGGUUGAACUUGUGUUAGAUGACAAUUGGGACAAUCUCUCAAUUCCAUCUUGGUGGCCUUGCCGUGUCAUCAAAGUUCGUGAUGACGUUGCUGUCGUGAAACUCAACGUGGUCCCACCAGCCAAUGCAACUCCCUCAGAGAUUUCACUCUGUACACAGCUUUCCACCGUUACUGAUAUUGUGAGUCGUAAAUCUUACGUCAACCCAGUGACGAUUGUCCAUGCCUAUCACCAGAUAACAUCCAUCGACAUCGUAUCGAGAUCCCAAAAGAGUUGGCAGAUUUUGCUUCUGAUACUUCUGUCCAUCAUUACUUUUUGCGUCACUGUGGUGGUUCUGUAAGCGUAUACUACGAUAAUGAGUCGUCCGGCUUGAUCGUGUUGACUACAGACCCGGUUACAGCGAAAAAUGUUGCCUUGUUAGAGGAUACGCAUUUGAGAAUGUUGCGUCAAAAAUGGGCUUUAACUCGAAGCCUGCGACAAACUAUGCGGAACCUUGAAGUCAAUCGAGGACCAGAUUUGUCACGACAGGUAGGUAAAGCCAGUGGAGAUUGGAACAGUGAUCCUGGUUUAUUUGUCGAAAAGUUCUAUGUUCCUCAACGUCUAAUGGGCUUAGCCAUAGGAGCCCGUGGGGCAAAUAUUCGUUCUGCUCGAGAGAUUCCAAAUGUAGUUCGGAUUAGUUCAUGGGAGCCUAAUGAAUGUGGCCCCAGAGAUCAUGAUCCUGUCGAUAAUUCUGGAGAUUACGACGACGCUGCAAUGUUUAUUGUGGAAGCCAAGACUCAGGAAGCAGCAAAGCAAGCCCGUGCAAAAUUAGAAUAUGCAGAAUUAUAUCUGGGUGUUCCACGACGUUAUGUGGGACGUUUGAUUGGCAAAAGAACUUCUAAUAUAAUGUCAAUUAUUCGUAAAUCCGGUGUAAUUCACAUCCAUUUGGAAGAUCGUAUUGAAGGCCCGAUAUCUGUGAGCGAUGAUAGUAAUCAAUCGGAAAUUAUCAAGUAUUCUCAACCAGGGCGUCCAUUGCCAAGCACAAUGCGCAAAGUUUUCCUCAAGGCUGGAAGUAGUCAGGCAUCAUCUCAACCACAUGCAGAUGAAGAAUUUGGUGCAUUCAUACUCGCUGGUACAAGAGAUUCAAUUGAGAAGGCUCGUCUCUUGAUUAACUUCCAAAUGGAUUAUUUUUAUGAUCUGGAGAAAAUGGAGAGUGAAAAACUUGAGUUAAUGAGGACUUUAUCUCAUGGUGGUGCGGAUUCUGGACCGGGUUAUCCACUUCGUGGUGCACCAUCUGGUCGCUGGGGUGACCGUGGUGGUAUUGCCAACUAUCCUCGUGGUGGACGUGGACGUCGACCAGGUCGUGGUGGCCUUCUGCAUCCUCCAAUGAAUGCUAAUGGGGGUCCUAAUUCUUCACACUACACAGAUGAUGAAAACAUCGGUAACCCAGUACCCUAUCGUGGUGCAAGACGAAUGCCUCGUGAAAUGUAUGGCCAGCGGGCUUCCGGUGGAAGAAUCCCUCGUCAAGGUGUAAGGAGCGGUCGGCGAAUGGGUGGACCAAAUCGGGACUCUGAUUGGAAUUCUCACGCCAGUGACAAUGGUGAUGUGAUUGAUCGUCGUCGUGGUUCCGAAGACUCAGAUGUCUUGGAGUCCAACAACUUGCCUGAUGAGAUGACAGGGGAUCGAACAAAUGGUGGUAGACACAACAGGGCUACGCGCCCUCCACCUGCUUCUAAUGGAUUUUAUUCCGAUAAAGAGCGGGGUCAUGAAAGCGAGGAUACUCUUAAUCCAGGUGAUGAGAACAACUUUCCAUGCGGUGAUGCAUCAUCUUCAGAUGAUGGAGGUUGUGCAGUAGAUGGUAUGCGUUCAAGGGUGAACAAACCUGUACAUAAUCGUUCUAACACUGAAUCACACCCUCCACGUCGUUCACGUCAGAGCCGACCUCAAAAAUCUGAUCACUGGAAUGCUAACGUUCAGUUAAAUAACACUGAACCAUCUGCUGGUAGUCAAAAAUCACGUAGUGGUGGUGGUGGUGGUGGUGGUGUAAGCAAUCCAUCCAGUAGACAACAACAAUCAGCCCAAGUAUAUCAGGAAUGAAAAAAAGAUUUCUGCACACUUUAUUGAUUCACUGCAUUAUGUACCUGUUCGUCGAUCUAAUCUAAUAAACUGCAGUUAAACAACAAACAAAUGUUAUAUUAUACAAGCUCACAUGUUUCUUUCUAAGCUGUUGUUUUAUCUCAGUUUAACUACUUAGUUUUUGUUAUUUUCCUGGGAGUUAUUAAAUUAACAUCUGACAAAUGUUGUCAAAAUUCUCACAUUUGUUCUAUGCUAUAUAAAUAGUUAAACUUGGGUUUGAGCAGACGUUAUCUAGUUCCUAAAGAAAAUCUUGAUUACUCUGCGUGCACACUGCCAACAUUACAUGUUUAUACACACAUUGGAAACCUGUGAUUAGCGUAUGUAACAUGUGCUACCAGUUGACUUUGUUGUUAUCUGUUUGUAGUAGUGUUCAUCAUCAUGGCGAUUUCAGCCUUUUCAUUUAACAUACUGUUGCAUUACUUUUAGACAAAUAAGACAUCAGGUACAUUCAUCUAUACUGUUAUUAUUCUUUAGGCUUGUCAAAGGAAAAUGUGUUGCUUUUACAACCUACUCCUAUUCAUUAUAUUCAGGUUUUUUGUUAUCCUGUGUACCAAUUAUUCCAGUUAUUCUACAUUAUCGCCUGAAGAAAAACCUGUUAUACUACUACUACUACUACUACUACUACUACUACUACUACUACUACUACUACUACUACUACUACUACUACUACUACUACUUUUCCCCUUCUGUAUUCUUAGUUUUGUCUAACAUGUGCCUUUUGGAGUCACUUGAAUGUUUUUUUUAUUUUAAGAAAGCAUCUGUUAUUGCAUACAUGUAAAGAACACAAGUCCAGUCAAUAACAGACCAAAGAUAUGUUGGUGAUGAUUUCAUCAUAUAAAUUACAGUUUGUAAAUUGUAUUCAUGUACGUGGGCUUUAUGUGUAAAAACAACAUUUAGCAGUUUU
Messenger RNA from Heterobilharzia americana, 3136 nucleotides. NCBI's taxonomy places the organism in Eukaryota, Metazoa, Platyhelminthes, Trematoda, Strigeidida, Schistosomatidae. The record is from the annotation of a GenBank genome assembly.